Candidula unifasciata is the source of this 298-nucleotide messenger RNA. Lineage: Eukaryota; Metazoa; Mollusca; Gastropoda; Stylommatophora; Geomitridae. The record is from the annotation of a GenBank genome assembly.
AUGGAUGUUUAUGAUCCUGCCUGUCCAACAGAGGAUGAUGUGCCAUUUGAAGAAAUAGACCUUUCUCAGGUGCCUUUGCCUCCCACGCUGCCACUGCAAGGUGAUGUUCCUAGUAGAGAGACCAGCUCACUGCCUUCUGAGUUAGAGAGAGAGGAUAAAAGGAAAGGAAGGAAAAAGAAGAGAAAGAACAGAAAUGAUCGAUCACAGCCUGAGGAAGCUGAAGCUGAGGAUAAAGAGAAUGAGGAAACCAGUGACCAGUGCCCUGUCCUUGAGCCGGCUGAGCCAGUGUUCAGUGAUG